UCUAUUAUUUUCAAUGUUUGACAUUACCUUCAAAUAUCUUGUUCAGAAUCUCACGUAUGGUUAAUCAUUUGUUCUUCAAUUCCUUUCAAUAUUAAUUUUUCGCUGAUUCAUUUGCAUAUACAAGAUUUUAUUGCCCAAAUUGAUGAAAUAUUAUAACAUGUAUCAAGAGAUGGCAUUUCGAAAUUUUUUGUCAAGACACUUAUAAAGUAGAAAUUAAUGUAUACUAAUGUUUUACUAUUUUGUUCAUUUACAACUUAAAUACCGAGUUAUUUCUAGAAACUCAAGGCCUCGAUAAGCAUUCUAUUUGUUCCAUAAUUGAGUCAUAAGCAUCAUCUGAAAUGUGAAGUAUAAUAAGAAGUUAAACUGAGAUACUGUAACUACAUACGAAUUAUCAGAACAUUAGAAAAAAGGAUGUAGUUCCUAAGAUAACCGUAAGUCUGGUUUAAUAAGAAAAAUAUUGUUAUCGAACGGAGUGGUAUUAAUACACGACCGACUCAUAUAAAGCGUAUCAAGUUACAUCUAAACUGACAUACCAAUGAAUAUAUAAUAUCGUAGUAUGAAAUCAAUGCUCUCUCUGUUAACAAUUAUUUGAUUAUAAACGCUUGUAAGAAAAUCUGUAUUUCAAUUCUACAUAGAUUACAAUGUAAAUUGACUUUUUAUAUUUUACUGUAUCAACAUAAUUUAAUACAUGUAUCUUCUAUGCAUAUAAAAGAGAACAGAUAAAUAUCACAGGUUUAUUACAAUAAUAUAAAAAUUAAAUUUAAUCGGAGGAUUCAUUUUCCCAAUUUGCUGUUUCUGCUGUUUCUUCUAGUUACAAGACAAUUGUAACAAAAGAACUUUUUAAUUACUGUUGACAUAUAUCCUGGAAUUAUCAAAUUGAAGUGAUAUCGACUGCACAUAAAUACAUGUAUUCAUUUAUUGUAAUGAGACAAAGAAACAUUCAUUCACUGCCUACUCUGCUUAAUCUACACUGUAGAUUCUGUAGUGAAGUUUAUUCUGAAUCUUGUAAGUUGAACGUUCUUUAUGAUGGCUCUACGCACAUAUUCGCCUGCAAGUCUUAUAAGUAUCAAAGUGUCACUUUUUGUUUUCUCAUAAAAGUUGCGUUGCAGUAUUAAGUGAACAAAUUAAUUAGAUCGUCUUCUGCAAAGAAUAAAUUCUACAAACUUAAUUACUGAUAACAUGUCAGUCAAAACAUUAUCGCUUGCAUCAAACAUUACACGAAUCCUAAAGGGACAGUGUAUUCUCCGAUCAUCUAUUACUUUUCAACAAAUUCGACGGCUACAAGUACACGAGCAUGUUGCAUAUACUGUGUUGAAAAAAGCUGGAAUUCUGACCCCGCCGUUUAAAGUAGCUAAAACUCCAGAUGAGGUCGUUAAUGUGAUUAAAGACCUAGAUAUAAAGGACAUCGUUCUUAAAGCUCAAGUCCUUACUGGGGGUCGAGGAAAAGGACAUUUUAAAGGUACCAAUGUUAGCGGUGUUGUUAUGUGUGAAACGCCUGAAGAAGCAAAGGAUAUAGCCAGUAACAUGAUAGGUAAAUUUUUAAUAACAAAACAGACUGGAGAAGAUGGACGGAUUUGUAAUUCAGUAAUGGUGACAACUAGAAUGUACCCCCGCAAAGAAUAUUAUUUAUCAGUUAUGUUGGAACAAAGCUUCGAUGGAGCAGUUGUAAUCGUCUCUAAGCAAGGUGGUGUUAAUAUUGAGGAAAUUGCUGCUACAAAUCCUGAAGCUAUAUCGUAUAUUCCAGUUGAUGUUAUGAAGGGUCUCUCGGUUGAACAAGCAAAUAAAAUUACAGAUAUUUUGGGUAUAAAAGGAGAGGACAAACAAAUUAUUUCAACUAUCGCUUGCAAUCUUUAUGAGUUGUUUAUUGAAAAGGACGCUUUGUUGCUUGAGAUAAAUCCGUUGGCCUUAGAUCUUUGUGAAGAAUAUCAUGUAUUAGACUGUAAAUGUUCAUUCGAUGAUAGCGCAGAAUUCAGGCAAAAAGAAUUGUUCGCUUUACGUGAUAUCUCCCAGAUGGAUCCUAAUGAAGUCCGAGCAAGUAAAUUCGAUCUAAAUUAUAUAGCUCUCGAUGGAAAUAUAGGAUGUAUGGUAAAUGGGGCUGGAUUAGCCAUGGCUACUAUGGAUAUAAUACAACUCUAUGGUGGUUCGCCAGCCAAUUUUUUAGAUGUAGGCGGUACUGCUACUGCAGAAGCUGUUAAAGAAGCUAGAAGCCAUUUUCGUGAAUAUAUUCGGUGGUAUUAUGAGAUGCGACAUAAUUGCUCAAGGAAUUAUUGACGCAUCGAAAGACUUGAAUUUGAGUUUACCGAUAAUUGUAAGAUUGCAAGAAACGUCAAGAAAGGUGGGGACAUGAAGGCGCAGCUUACGCUUGGCAGUCCACUGCCACUGUUUAGUAAGAUGGCUACUAUGUUGUCACGGUCCAUCUCACUUGCUGAGAAUCUUGCCCGAUUCAACGGCUCUAAGAUACUAAGAUGCAAGACAAACAUAGUGAAGCAACCAGUAAGGAAUCUAAAUGUGCACGAGCACAUCAGCUACAGCCUUUUAAACGAAGCUGGAGUGCCAACUCCAAAAUUUGGAGUUGCAAAAACUCCUGAUGAAGCAGCAAAACUUGCUGCUGACUUAAAAAGCAAAGACAUCGUUUUGAAGGCGCAAGUUUUAGCAGGUGGUAGAGGAAAAGGUCAUUUUAAAGACACCAAUGUCAGUGGUGUAAAAAUGUGUGAAACGCCAGAAGAAGCAAAGAAAUUAGCCAGUCAAAUGUUAGGUAAAUUAUUAAUUACAAAGCAGACCGGUGAAGCGGGUAGGAUAUGCAAUGCAGUGAUGGUGACACAGCGUAUGUUUCCUCGCAAAGAGUAUUACCUCGCAGUCAUGAUGGAAAGAGCCUUUGGAGGUCCAGUUAUAAUAGCUUCGAGUCAAGGUGGUGUAAAUAUUGAAGAAGUUGCAGCAACUAAUCCUACCGCUAUCAUGUACGAGCCUAUCGACAUUCAAAAAGGAAUUACAAAAGAACAGGCAGAUCGUAUUGCCGUUAAACUUGGUCUGCAAAAUGUUAAGGAUUAUAUUUCCAAUAUCAUUGUAAAUUUGUAUCAAAUGUUCAUUAAGAAGGAUGCUCUUCUCUUAGAAGUGAAUCCUCUUGCAGAGGACAUUAAUGGAAACUAUUUUGCUUUGGACUGCAAGUGCAGAUUCGACGAUAAUGCUGAAUUCAGGCAAAAAGAAUUAUUUGCCUUGAGAGAUUGGUCUCAAGAAGACACUAAAGAGGUUGAAGCAGCUAAGUUUGACCUGAAUUACAUUGCACUCGAUGGCAAUAUUGGCUGUAUGGUUAAUGGAGCCGGUUUAGCUAUGGCUACUAUGGACAUAAUAAAACUACAUGGAGGAGAACCAGCUAAUUUCUUAGACGUUGGCGGUGGAGCAUCGACCUCUGCUGUAAAAGAAGCAUUUAAAAUUAUUACAUCCGAUUCACGAGUUCAUGCUCUCCUGGUUAAUAUAUUUGGUGGUAUUAUGAGGUGUGAUGUUAUUGCGGAGGGAAUUAUAGCUGCAACUAAAGAACUUAGUUUAAAAAUUCCUGUCGUUGUUCGAUUGCAGGGUACAAAUGUAGACGAGGCGAAAGCCUUGAUUGCAAACGCAGGAUUAAAGAUUGUGCCGAUCGACGAUCUCGACGAAGCUGCCCGAGUUGCAGUUAAAUUGUCCACGAUUGUUAAGUUGGCGCAAUCGGAGAAUCUCAGCGUUAAUUUCGAGAUACCUUCGAUUUCAUAGAUAUAGCGAAAAUUGUAAUUUACACGUUAUUACAAAACGAAGAAAAUCAAGAAUAUAUUCUCGAGCAUUGUUAAACGGUUGGAACAACAUUUGAAAGUAAUAAGUACAUAAUAAUUUCGAAUGUUAUUUCUGCGUUAUCUCUUUAGAAUCAUAUUUUCAGUGUUUCGAAUACCGCUGCGUGUCGCGCUGAAUAGAAGAAUGUUCGUCAAAUGUGUUCUAGACAAGACUUGUACUUUUCUGUAAGAACACACACAGCUUCUUCACAGUCCUGUAAAUGUUGAAUGCUAGAAAAAUUAUUCUGACUAUAUCCAUUCGAAUUCUUUGGUGUUGCUUCUUUUCCAAUGUAAGCACAAACUUACUGUUGACAGAAGUGUGUAGGCUUUUCCGAGGGUAUCAUUUAUUGCUUACCCAUCAACGGGUCUCUGUGAUUCAGUAUUAAAACUAAGUUAUAUGAUGUAUAUUUAUCAACAUAGCUAUAUAUUUUUUGCACGGAAAUUAAUACAACAUACUUUCAAUCAUUGUCCGCGAAGGAACCAAUUGUAAUACUAUCCACAAAAAAGAAAUUGUUGUAUGUAAGCUAUAUGUCAUCCUAGCAAAGGCCUGUUUAAUGUAACAUAGCAUACAUGUAGUUAUAUGUAUACAUAUAUAAAUUAUUUUACGUAAU
Messenger RNA from Megalopta genalis, 4405 nucleotides. RefSeq names its product Succinyl-coenzyme A synthetase beta subunit, ADP-forming (gene ScsbetaA). Gene Ontology annotation, molecular function: ATP binding; succinate-CoA ligase (ADP-forming) activity; metal ion binding. The record is from RefSeq and is a predicted model, not a curated record. Lineage: Eukaryota; Metazoa; Arthropoda; Insecta; Hymenoptera; Halictidae. Gene Ontology annotation, cellular component: mitochondrion; succinate-CoA ligase complex. Gene Ontology annotation, biological process: succinyl-CoA metabolic process; tricarboxylic acid cycle.